This is a messenger RNA of Encephalitozoon cuniculi GB-M1, 1236 nucleotides long. RefSeq lists its product as uncharacterized. Gene Ontology annotation, cellular component: nucleolus. Gene Ontology annotation, molecular function: GTP binding. Bases 1 to 1236 code for a protein of 411 amino acids. NCBI's taxonomy places the organism in Eukaryota, Fungi, Microsporidia, Unikaryonidae. The transcript has a single exon. The record is from RefSeq and is marked provisional.
AUGAGAGAGAACUACUACAACAAGAAGAAGCUGAAGUAUCUUGAGAUGCUGAGGUCUGGAAGGCCAAAGAAAAACUCCCGGGGAGAGAUAGUCAAGGAUGCACCCUUCCAAAGCUCCAAGGCAGAGGUUGGAAGGAUCGAGCCAAGCAGGAAGUGGUUUACUGGGUCGAAGACUAUAUCUCCUACGGAGCUGGAUGCAUUCAGGUCGGAGAUGAAGAUAGAGACCCCAUAUAACGUGCUUCUGAGCACGGGAAAGGUUCCGUAUUCUCUGCUGGAUGAUAGCACAAAGAGGAAACGGCUUAAGGAUUUUGGAGAGGUCUUUGGAAAGAAAUCUGUUCGGAAGAGGCCGAACCUUCGGUACAGCAGUCUGGAAGAGCUAUCUCGGCAAGCCAGGGAUGUAAAGGAGGAGAAGGUGGAAGCGAAGAAGGAUCAUGUCAAGGGACAGAGCCACAGAAUAUGGCUUGAGCUAUACAAGGUCUUAGACAGCAGUGACGUGAUUAUCCAUGUUCUCGAUGCAAGGGAUCCCAUGGGAACCAUGUGCGAGAAGAUAGCCUCCUACAUCAAGGAAGAGGCACCCCACAAGCAUCUUAUGUAUGUGCUAAACAAAGUAGAUCUCAUUCCUACGGGGGUGACUGCGAAGUGGCUGAGACACUUCUCGAGGUUGCAUCCCACGAUAGCAUACCAUUCGAACUCGAUAACGAACAACUACGGAAAGGCCAACCUGAUAAGCCUGCUAAAGCAGCUUAGCAAGCUGUACAAAAAGAGUCAUCUGAGCGUUGGGUUUGUAGGAUAUCCAAACACAGGCAAGAGCAGCAUAAUAAACACCUUGAGAAACAAGGAAGUAUGCAAGGUUGCACCGAUCCCGGGAGAAACAAAGGUUUGGCAGUACAUAACACUUACAAGGGGGAUCUACCUCAUAGACUGCCCAGGAAUCGUCCCCAUCUCAAACUAUGAUCAGGCUGUCCUCAGAGGAGCAGUCAGGAUCGAGAACAUCGAGAAUCCCGAGGACUAUGUCGACAUGAUAGUUGAGAAGGCUAGAGACUCGAUAGUAAAGACCUAUAAGAUCCGCUUUCUCGACUCUGCAGACCUGGUUGAGAGACUUGCAAUCAAGUUUGGCAAACUGCAGAAGGGCGGAGAACCCAACACCAAUGUGGUUUCGAAAAUGAUUCUCCAUGACUGGGUCCGAGGGAAGAUCCCUUACUUCGUUCCCCCGAAGGAAGAGGCAGGGGAAGUGUGA